Carassius carassius (crucian carp) is the source of this 817-nucleotide messenger RNA. RefSeq names its product bublin coiled coil protein (gene bbln). The record is from RefSeq and is a predicted model, not a curated record. Lineage: Eukaryota; Metazoa; Chordata; Actinopteri; Cypriniformes; Cyprinidae. Bases 195 to 470 code for a protein of 91 amino acids. The transcript is spliced from 2 exons.
CGCGUUAUCGGACGCUCGUGACAGUCAGCUGAUACUGAGCUGUUCGUCUCUUAUAAUCUCCUUUCGCGUUCACUCUUAUUUACCCUAUACCUGUUUUAAACACACAUGUAGCAUAUUUAUAAAGACGUGAAUAUUAUACAUUCUCUUCUGCGUGUCUACUAAUUGUAUGUAAGUUUUUUAAGAGUGUUGUAAAGAUGUCUGGACCGAACGGAGAUCCUGAUGUUUCAGUUGAUGAUGGAAUUAUUGAAGAUGAAGAUGAAUUCAACGAAGAAGAAUACGCAGCGAUCGACUCCAUGCUGGAUCAGAUCAACUCCUGUCUGGACGACAUCGAGGAGAGGAACGAGGCUCUGAACGGGAAACUGCACGAGCUGUUGGAGUCCAACAGACAGGCUCGGAGAGAGUUCAGAGAACAGCUUCCUCCUCCUCCUCCUCUUCCUCCUGAUGAAGAGUCAGAGUCCACCGGAGACUAGAGGAACACGUCUCAGUGCACCACUAGUGUAGAACAUGUGUCGACUGUCUAAACUGUGUUGUAUUAGAUUAAAGCCUCGAAUAGCUUAUUUCUUUCAUAUGAAUAUGUGACAGAGUUAUUUUAGUCAACUAUAAGUAUGCAACAAUACAGUUAGUAUUUAGUUAAAACAGGAUGGAUUGGCCGUUAUUAUCCUGGACACCAGAGGGCGCCCUCGCGCAGAAAAUCUACCCAUGCAUCACAGAAGUAAUAGAACUGAAGAUGUUCCAGAUAUAGUUGGCAAUAAAUUUCUUUCAGAUUCUGAUAAAGACAAUCGCUAUCAUUGUACCUGAAUAAAAAGAAGAUAAGUUA